UUACGCCAGGUCGUGUUUGUAAGACAUCGUUCGUUUUGGAAAAAGUGGUUUACGAGUUUUGCGCGUCUUGGAAUAAGGGCAUGGGUACAGUUCAAGAUGAAAAACCCGUGGAGGGUACCGCCAAACCGCACAUCCGAGAACUGCGUAACACCGAGCUCGUAUCCAGGCUGCUCGCUGCGACGCCUCCGUACCUCUACAGUGCUCUACCACUCCAGCCACACGCAUUCUUCUUCAGCGAGAUGCUGAGAUCAUUCGUCAACGCUCGGCAUGGCUGCCGGCCUCCGCAUUACCAUCGCCGCUUCAAACGCCGCUCGCACAAAUACUUCGCUGAGAACGAAGAAUGGAGACGUGAUUGGCCAAAGCAAGAAGAGAAGAAGGAGCCAGAAGUACGCCCUGAAGUUCCUCUUGAGCUAACAGUUGAAAAACCACGAGCAUGUGAACAAUCGCCUCCUAGGCUGUCACCAAAGCCUGAGCCACCAAAACAGGGCAGUCCUAGCCCACCUGGCCGCCAAUCUACUUUUGUUGAUGUAGGCACAGAGGAGCUUCCGAAGCCAGCACCUUGUACCGGAAGGAAUUCCGUCGAACCCAGCAAUGUACCUUCUUCAAACUUGAUCUUGCCACCUCCACCUCCUAUGUGGUACCCGCCUCUUUACAACCCUCAGUUUGGAGUCGAUCCAUUGAAUUUCUUUAUUGACCUUCGCGUUUCCGGACACAUUUAUGACAGAAAGAGAGCAGAGGCUAUGGAAGUAAACUUAAAUCAGGAACAAAGAUCAAUAAUUGACGAUUCUAAUUUGGAAAAACGGCUAAGCAAAGAUCUAGGAAUGAAACCUAGACACUUGUCAGCUUUUUCAGUUCCCGUGAGGUCAAAUAGCCAAACAGAGGGGCCUGAGAAAUAUUUCGAGCGGAGUAACAGGUUUUUGGGGAAACCUAACGGUACGUCGUACAUAAUGAGGAAUCUGAAAUGCGUUUAUGAAAAUUUGCAUGCUAUGGAACAGAAGGAGGAUUCCAAAGACCAAAAUGACGACGCCAAGGAAUCUUCAGAUAUAGAGGAUGACAUAAUGGAUUAGAGUAACAUUAAUAAAAUUAUAUCUCUAUUUCGAUGUUAAAUGUGAAAUCUUUGAAUAAUUACUAGCACCUAAAAUAAUAUCUCCCACU
Messenger RNA from Pararge aegeria (speckled wood butterfly), 1155 nucleotides. RefSeq lists its product as uncharacterized. The record is from RefSeq and is a predicted model, not a curated record. The transcript is spliced from 2 exons. Bases 81 to 1067 code for a protein of 328 amino acids. NCBI's taxonomy places the organism in Eukaryota, Metazoa, Arthropoda, Insecta, Lepidoptera, Nymphalidae.